UGCAGCUUGGGAGUUGAAGAGCCGCCGAGUCAAACCCUCUCCAAAGAGUCCAUGGAGGCCCGCCUGGGCCCGAGGACCCGCUCAGCACCGCAGCGGCAGCCAGGACGCAGUCUGAGCUCCGAAUGCCGCUUCAGCUCCUGGACGCCUCUGAGCAACACGCCGGGGAACGCGCAGCUAUUUGAAGAGCGGGUGAAUCUGCUGCUUCACUGGUUUGAUCUAUGGAGUGACAGACAGAGAAAAUACCUACUGCACUGUCUGCUGACACGCUGCACACAGUCACAGCUCAAAUAUUGUAAGGAUUUGGUGAGUGAAAAGGUUCCGGUGGCUCAAGUGGACUUUACGACAGUGCUCCCACAGUUUCUGUCCAUGUAUGUGAUGUCCUUCCUGUCCCCUCGUGACCUCUGCUGUGCUGCUCAGGUCAGCUGGCACUGGAGAUUCCUGACUGAGCAGGACUGUCUGUGGGCUGACCGGUGCAUUCGCCGGGGCUGGUUCCUUCCCUACUGUCCAGUAGAGAAAGAAUUUGGAGCAUGGAAAAAUCACUACAUCUCAUGUGUCUCCAAGUUGAACUGGCUGACACCCAGGGAGGUGGCCGAGCAGUAUGGGUCCUUCCAUCAACAAAAUACAGGAAUAAAUGAAGAGGAAGAUGAGAGAAGGAAGGAGAGGAGGAUCAGACAGAUGAUCAGAGACAAACGUCAGGAGGAGAAGAGGCUAGCUGUGAGAACCAGGAGAGCCUGGGGCAGCAACAUCUGGCCAGAAGGAACCAGAGACAGACUGACCCAGACAAGGACCCCCAGUUCUGGAAUGACAGUUAACACUUAUCCCUCCCUCUCCUGGCCUGCAAGGUCACUUGUAUCUUCCAGCCUUGAUGGGCAGCCAAUGACUGCAUCUCAGAGCUUGGAGAAAGUCAGAGUGUCUGAUCCAGUCAGUGAAGGCUUGAACAAAAGCAGUGCAGCUUUGUCCUGUUUGAUGUCCAGACUUGCUUCAUCGCACACAGUCUCUCCUGUCCCAUCCAUAUUGCUGAUUUCUGACAGGAUUCCCGCUUACGAGUUGGUGCUGAGCGGUGUGAAGGCAGGAGUGGCUGUGGUUCUGUAUGAUCACAGAGAGACUCUGGCAGCUCUGCUUUCACGGGUGGAGAGGGCCGUUUCUGCCCACCGAGUGAAGAGGCUGGGCAUACUGGCUCCAGGAGGAACAGAAGAAGUUCAUCUGCUUCACAACUGUAUCAUGUCAGAGAGGAGUAUGCUGAACCCUGACCAUAGAGAAUUCUGGGAUAAACUGUGUUGCCUGCUGACGCUUGACGGAGAGGGGAUUGAUAUCUUCUCUCCCUUGGCAGCUUCUGCACCAGGACUGGCUCUGAUACAGACUGUAUCUACUCUGACUGGUCUAGAGGUUCGGACACCAAUGGGUCUUGCUACAGGAAGUUUCCAGAACAUCUUAGGUGAGUGGUCUGAUGGCACUUUGUGUCAUGGAGUCUUGAAGCAGCGGGUCAGUGAGCAGGCGGCAGACCCAGCCAUGCACUAUGUGUGUGAGAGUGUGCUGCAGGGUUGGUGCAGACAAGCUCAGUGGAUGGAGGAUGCUUUGGGACAGAUGAGGGACUUUUUGAGACCUCAGUUACAACGGCUCAGCCUUGAUACCAGGGGCCGUGCUUUGGGCUAUUUUCUGUGGGAAACAAUCUGUCUUGAGGAGCUUUGUGUGUCCAAAGAUUUAAGUGAGGCUUUGACUGCAGGACUGACCGCUCUCACAAGGGAAAAAGAGUCCAGACCUGUGGAGUUCCUGUCAGUGUUUCUGUCAAGAUGGGGUGAGAAUGAGAGUGAGGAGCAAGAGAAGACAAAUAAGGAAGCAAGCGGUGCUUCUUCGCCACCACUGAAGUCACAGGAGUGCUUCAGUGUCCUUGCUGAGCUUCCACAGACCGUUUUAGAUUGGAGAGGUGCUGUCGCCAGAGAGCUGCACCACAGCGAGUGUCUUUAUCUCAGCAGACUGGCUGCUGUGCUGAAGGUGUACCAUGAGCCCCUUACAGCAGCUCUCAACACCAAUAGAGUUAUCCUGAGCUACACUGAUAUCCACAUUAUCCUUCGCCCUGUCACACAAAUACUGGAGGUCAACAGACUGUUUCUGGUGGAGUUGCAGGCUCGACUGCAGCAGUGGGGUGCAGAACAGUGUGUAGGUGAUGUCUUUGUCAAGUUCUGCUCAAAGCUCAAAGUCUACAGCAGCUACCUGAACAACUACGCCACAGCUCUCGACACCAUCGACAAGUGCAGGGAGGGCAAACCUGCAUUUCGAGCGUUCCUGAAGCAAGUGGACAGGACUCUUGCAACACACAUGUUGAGCCUGCAGGAAUUGCUACUGAGUCCAGUGUGGAGGAUCGAGGAGUAUGUGACUUUGCUGCAGGCGCUGUCAUUACACACACACCCUGGCCACCCUGACCACACCCACCUGUGCUCCGCCCUCAGCACACUGCUGCAACACAGAGAAUUCAUAUACAAGUUAAAGCGUAACUCGGAGAGAGACAAACUUUUGGAGGAAACCCAGCAGCUGAUCCGAGGCUGUCCGAACCUCAGUGAAGGAAGUAGGCAGCUGAUUUUCACUCAGGAUGCUGCUUUGAUGAGGACCCCAGACGAAAGUAUUCCAGAGUCACUCAGGAUGUACGAGCAUGUGUCUGACGUGGGUUUGUUCCUGUUUACUGAUGUUUUGGUGUUGACGCGGCGAAGUGUCCGUCAUGUACCGUUCACGCUGGCUCAGCAGAGCACACACUCUUUCCUGGCAUCUGCGGCACUCAGUGGGCUGACUGUCAGAGAGGUCACACACUCACGCUAUUGAGCCAUGCCUUUGUCCUGGAAGUCCUUUUGUUCGUGGGUUUGUGCCACAGAAAAGAGGUGAGGAGAGAGAGUGCUUGUGUUAGUGCUGCGAUCAGCCAUACAUGCUGGCUGUUGGCGGCUCAAACUGACAACACAGACAUUAUGGACCAGAAGGUUUGAAUCCUGAUACAGUUUGUAGCAAAGUUUGGGCACCCCUGA
This is a messenger RNA of Thalassophryne amazonica, 3011 nucleotides long. RefSeq names its product epithelial cell-transforming sequence 2 oncogene-like. Gene Ontology annotation, molecular function: protein binding; guanyl-nucleotide exchange factor activity. The transcript is spliced from 21 exons. The record is from RefSeq and is a predicted model, not a curated record. Bases 52 to 2814 code for a protein of 920 amino acids. Lineage: Eukaryota; Metazoa; Chordata; Actinopteri; Batrachoidiformes; Batrachoididae.